Topomyia yanbarensis is the source of this 1667-nucleotide messenger RNA. It is a transcript of the gene Arc42, whose product is annotated as short-chain specific acyl-CoA dehydrogenase, mitochondrial. The transcript is spliced from 3 exons. Lineage: Eukaryota; Metazoa; Arthropoda; Insecta; Diptera; Culicidae. Gene Ontology annotation, cellular component: mitochondrion. Gene Ontology annotation, molecular function: flavin adenine dinucleotide binding. Gene Ontology annotation, biological process: butyrate catabolic process; fatty acid beta-oxidation using acyl-CoA dehydrogenase. The coding region runs from base 173 to 1387 and encodes 404 amino acids. The record is from RefSeq and is a predicted model, not a curated record.
UAAUAAUAUAGGUUCAAAGAUUAUAACAAUAAUAAACAAUUACACCCAAUUUGUCUGUUAUUUCCUACACAGUUACAGUUUUAAAGUUUCUGUAAAUUGAAAUCCAGUUCCAAAGUUUCUGCAAAUUGGAGAAUGAAGUACACCUCUAAUAACCGGUUAUUUAGGCUCGAAAAUGUUCACCAUCAGAAACAGUGCCAAACUAGGAUUCAGACUUUGGAGCACCCGAUCGAUUGCCAGCUUAUCAGCGCUGCCUGAUACGCAUCAGAUGUUACAGAAAACUUGUCGCGAUUUUGCCGACAAUGAACUGAUCCCGAUUGCGGCAAAAAUCGAUCGUGAGCAUCUGUACCCGGCAGAGCAGAUCCAGAAAAUGGGCGAACUUGGUGUGAUGGCAGUGGCGAUUGAGGAGAAGUACGGGGGCACCGGAUUGGACUAUCUGGCAUAUGCGAUCGCUAUGGAGGAAAUUUCUCGCGGUUGCGCCUCAGCCGGUGUGAUCAUGUCCGUAAAUAAUUCCCUCUAUCUGGGUCCACUCGAUCGAUACGGAACUGAAGAACAAAAGAAAAAGUAUAUUGCUGAAUAUACCGAUGGGAAAAAGGUCGGUUGUUUCGCAUUGUCUGAACCUGGAAACGGAUCAGAUGCUGGAGCGGCUUCUACCAUUGCUACAGCUAAAGGUGAUCGCUGGGUACUGAAUGGAACCAAAUGUUGGAUUACUAACGCUUAUGAAGCAGAGAGUGCUAUUGUAUUUGCAACAACUGACAAAGGUCUUAAGCAUAAGGGUAUUUCUGCAUUUAUAGUUCCAAGAAAUAGUAAAGGGUUUUCAUUGGGCAAAAAGGAAGACAAACUCGGCAUUCGAGGAUCAUCAACAGCGCAAUUGAUUUUCGAGGAUUGUGAAAUCCCAAAGGAGAACUUACUAGGAGAACCAGGAUUAGGCUUCAAAAUUGCUAUGCAAACGUUGGACGCAGGCCGCAUAGGCAUUGCCAGUCAAGCCCUUGGCAUCGCCCAAGCAUCACUGGAAUGUGCUGUCGAUUAUGCCAAUAAACGAAUGGCUUUCGGCAAACCUAUUUCCAAGCUCCAAGCAAUCCAAUCGAAAAUUGCCGAUAUGUCCGUCAGCCUGGAGUCGGCUCGAUUACUAACGUGGCGUGCGGCUUGGCUGAAAGAUAAUAAGAAACCUUACACCAAAGAAGCUGCACAGGCAAAGCUAACCGCUUCGGAAGCGGCUACUUUCUGUGCCCAUCAGUGCAUUCAAAUUCUAGGAGGUAUGGGAUACGUGUCGGAUAUGCCGGCAGAGCGACACUACCGGGACGCCAGGAUUACAGAAAUUUAUGAAGGAACGUCCGAGAUUCAACGCUUAGUAAUCGCCGGGCAAGUUAUCAAGGAGCUGUCUGCCUGAUGGUAACAAAUGACAGUUGUUUAAUAGGAUAAAUUGUAACAUUCAAUAAUCACAUAUUAAUAAAAAAAGAAAUGGAAUCAUGUGCAGGGCUCCAGACCUGAAAGGCAAUAAAAACCACCAGACCAAUAGUCCGUUUUCGGAAAUCAUACUGGAACGAAGAACGAAAAUGGCAGAUUGCAUGGAAUGAUCAAACGGAAAAUGAGACGAAAUGUUGCUGAAUGAUUUGAAAUGACUUUCUGAAAACGGCAACCCCAAAUAUACACCCAAAGUGAAAAAUAAA